GGAAGAUUCUUACAGCCGGGCGUGGUAUGGAUUUGUGAGCCUAUAGAAGUGUCUUGCAGUCACUCCAGCAAGCGUCGCCUCAAGUACAAGCGCACCCAUGAACGCCUUCCCACGCACACACCUUAUGUGUGUCACCCAUCGGUCAGCCUCACUUGGCGCCUCCCUUUUGGUGCCUCUUUUUCCUUGACUUAUGUGCCGGCUUGCCGCUGCCGCUGCCGCUGCUGGUCGAGUGCAUCUCAGAGUCGACUUCUCUGAGGGCCUCGAGGACCCUCUCGUGAUGCGCCAUAGCCAUGUCCUCAUGCACCUCCUGCACACACACACACACACACACACAGAGGUUCACUAUGCAAGCUGCCGUGUGGUGUGUGUGUGUCUGUCCGGCAACACACUCACGGUUGUUUCCUCGAGCUUGUGUCCGAGUGCAUGCUCUAUCCGCUGGAAGGGCUCGAUGUCAUACCUGUAAUAUGCGUGUGUCAGUGUGUCAGCAUCGCACAGGACACAUACACACACGGACUCACCCCAGCUGCCCGCGUGUGUGCGUGUGUGUAAGUGUGUUGGCUCCUACAUACUGGGUGACGAGAGUGAUGGCGCGUCCGGUCCUGCCCGCCCGUGCGGUGCGUCCCACUCGGUGAAUGUAGUCUUUGGAGGCCGUGGGGAUGUCCAUGUUGACGACCACAUCGACCGAGGGGAUGUCCAGCCCGCGGCUGCCCACCUCCGUCACCACCAGCACCUUCUUGGCACCGCUCUUGAAGUGGUUCAACGCCCCCAACCGCUGGGACUGACUCAUCUUCCCGUGUAAACAUAUCUGAUCGACGAUCAAGACACACACACAUGUGGGGGCAUGGGAGUGCAUCUGUGCCGCAGGUAGCUGGCCGACCAACCGACCGCUGGGAAGGCGAGUUUCCUUAGCAGGAGAGCGGUUCGUUGUGCGCCGAGGCAGGUGGCUGCGAAGACCAUGGUGACGUAGGCCUCGAGGUGCUUGAGGAGUGCCACGAGGUAGGUGUGCUUGUACUUGAAGGGGAUGAACAUGUAGCUCUGCACCAACGUGCUCACCGUUUCGUACUUGGUGCUCACCUCAACCUACAAGACACACGCACAGACACGGACGGGCACAUGUCUGUCUGCCUGUGUGUGUGUGGCGGAUGGGCUGACAGACUGACUGGCCGACCUUGACGGGCUUUGUGAGGGACGCCCGCUGCAGCUUGCUGACUUUGCUCGUCAUGGUGGCCGAGAAGAGGUACGUCCGUCGGUCGCCUGAUGCAGCCUGCAUACGCGUCAACACCCACACACACCCACACACACCCACACACACACCUACAAUGUGUUCAUUCGCUCAUUUCCCCAUGGGUGUCAGUCAUCUGUCUGUCGCCUCGACAUGCCUGGAUGAUCUUGUUGAGGGGUUCCUCAAAGUCCAUCGAGAGCAGCCGGUCGGCCUCGUCCAUGACCAGGUACUUGAUGCACCGGAUGUGGAACCCCUUGGUGUUCUCCAGGUGAUCCACCAGCCGCCCAGGAGACGCCACGAUGAUGUGCGGCUUCCUCGACAGAGCCAUCGCCUGAGUCACCAUGUCCAGCCCCCCCACCACCACAGCCACCUCCAGAGCGAUGCUCGCACCCAGGGCCUGGAACUGCUCCGCUAUCUGCACACACAGCUCCCUUGUCGGGGCCAGCACCACGCCGUACACGCGCUGCGGCUGAUCGAGCAGUGACUGCAGGAUGGGCAGGGCGAAGGCGCCCGUCUUGCCGGAGCCGGUCUCCGCGAGGCCGAUGAUGUCCCGCCCCUUGAGGGCCCACGGGAUGGCCUUGACCUGGAUCUUGGUCGGACGCACCCACCCCAGAGCCCGGCACGCCUCGCAUAGCUCCGGGCACACACCCAGCUCCUCGAAGCUCUCUGCUGACGACAUCGCAGCGCCGCCUGAUCCCGAAACGGCCUCGGAGUGACUCGUGUCUUCUGUGGGCGACGCCUCGUGGUGAGUCAGAUCAUUGUAGUCUGAUGUGCCGAGCUGAUGAGUGUUGUCGGCAUCUGUCUUGCGGCGCUUCUCUGGUCGUGUGUUGUCCGUCGGGCCGGCCUGUCUGUUGGCCUUGGCUUUCUUGUGCUUGAGCCGCGUCAGCAGGUCCUCCUUGCUCACGCCGCCAGAUGGAUCCAU
This is a messenger RNA of Vitrella brassicaformis, 2144 nucleotides long. The record is from the annotation of a GenBank genome assembly. Lineage: Eukaryota; Vitrellaceae.